AUGGAGGAUGUCAGGUCUCAAGGGGCACUAAAUGCGGUAUACACACAGCUGUGUGCUCAGACUGCCCCCUUAACCCAGUCACGGAGACCAGGAUCUCGUGCUAACGCUUCCCAACGGGAGAAUUCAACUUACGAGAAUACAGAACUUUAUGCCAGAUCCACAUCAAAACGUGAAUCAGGAAGUCACCAAAAAGAAUAUCAUGGUGAACCACACCCUCACCAAAGACAAUCAGUUCACGAUAGGCCUUGUGCGGUUUAUAACCCUGAGGCAGAACACAGCUAUGAUUUGAUUUACCGCCCUGCGGAAGCAGCGGAAAAUUCAAAGUUCGUCAUGGAAAUAGCUUUAGCUCAACUUGAGAAAGCUAAACUACCAUCCAACGUGGGUAAAUUUAAUGGGCUGACAGACCCCGAUGACCACUUGAGAGUGUUUACCAGCGUAGGUCUGGUUGGGGGUUGGACCCUCCCGCUAUGGUGCCAUCUGUUCGUACAGACUCUAACCGGUGCAGCGAGAAUCUGGUUCGAUAACUUACCAAUCGGACAGAUCGAAUCAUGGAAAGACCUGCGCGAAAAAUUUCUGACACAUUUUAGCCAACAACGGCGUUCCAUUCGCGAUACGUCUGACGUCAUGAACAUUUGGUGCCAUGACGAUGAAAAUCUGGAGGAUUUCAUCACCAGAUACAACAAAGAAGUACUGGAGAUUGGUGGUGUUCACGAACAACCGCGCCCAAUUCAAGUACGCGGUUAG
Helianthus annuus (common sunflower) is the source of this 744-nucleotide messenger RNA. RefSeq lists its product as uncharacterized. The record is from RefSeq and is a predicted model, not a curated record. The coding region runs from base 1 to 744 and encodes 247 amino acids. Lineage: Eukaryota; Viridiplantae; Streptophyta; Magnoliopsida; Asterales; Asteraceae. The transcript has 2 exons.